Molecule: messenger RNA, 3500 nt
Organism: Hippocampus comes (tiger tail seahorse)
Lineage: Eukaryota; Metazoa; Chordata; Actinopteri; Syngnathiformes; Syngnathidae
Gene: btbd8
Product: BTB domain containing 8
Exons: 5
Coding region: 491-3121 (876 amino acids)
Source: RefSeq, a predicted model, not a curated record
GGCUUGUGCUGUGGGGAUGAUAUGAUUUAGCUUCGUUUAGCUAGCACCUUUUUUUUGUGCUUACUAAUAUGUGCUGCAUGGAGGAGAAAUGUGUCGGGGUCGUGCGGGUGGGGAGUAAAACGGUGCACAUGAUCCACACGCUGGUCUGUGGAUGCUAAAGGGACACAGAAGUAGCCGCCUGAAUAAUUCAUCCUGGAUGUCAUCGCAUGCGGACCGCGUGGAAGACGCACCGACCUCGUCACGAGGCUUAUUAUCGUUGUGAUUAUGAACUGUCUGUCGUGUUCUUAGCUCGCAUUAUUUGCUGGAUUUGUGUGACUGCCGCUUGGAUGCAGCGCGCCGAUCAAUUCAUUGACCGAAGGUUUGUUUUUUUUCUCUGCUCAAUGGACUGCGCGUGAGUGUGCGCGCGCGCACUAAGAAGAAGGCGCCUCGGAAGAUGUUCUCCGUCUGCUGAGUUCGAGAGCGUCUGAGCUCGUAGAUUCCUCUUCCCGCCAUGAAGUCAGAUGCGCUGACGACCGCUCACAAAUCAGGAGAUGGACAAAACUCCAAUCGGAAGACGACCAAGAAGCCCGGAGAGCGGAGCUCGGCGGCAAAGCCAAAGACGACACUGCUGACCGGGACGCCGGUUGUGAACGGCACUGCCGGGGCCGCAGGAGUCGGGAGGGACGUUGCCGGUCCGGCUCGCCCCCGUGUGGAGAAGGAGACUGAGAAAAAGGUCAAUCCUGGGACCAGACCGAAGACCUCCCCUCCUAGCUGCAUGGCAAGAGCUCCCAGAGGCUCUGCGCAGCGAGUCGCCUCAUCCACGUCGGGUGGCGUCUCGCCAGAAAACGGCGGCGGGAGCCCUCGAAACGGCACUGCCUCCAUUCCAGGAGCCAAGCCCAAGCAGCAGGCCAAGCCGCUGUACAAACCACCACUCGCCAAAACGGACUCGGCAAGUCCCGUCAGCAGAUCCAAGGUGAAAGAAGGCGUCAAAGUCAAGCCCGUAGCAAGAGCGGACACCAAAGGCAAAGGAAUCCAAGACAACCACGCCGCCAAGCACGGCGCUAUUGGGAAAAAGCAGACUUUGCCCAGGAAGGAUUCAGACGGCUCGAGAGCCUCCGCGCCGACCAAACCACACGCGGAAACGGCCGAAAAGGUCUUAACCGGAAACUCCACCAAGUCCUUUUCGAAAUCAACCAAAGUGUCUCCUCCGCCACCGAAGCAACCCUUAAGCAAGUCGGCACCAAAGCUUAAAAGUACCAAUGAAACGGAGAGAGCACCGCUAAAAUGUGGAGCGACCAUUCGAAGUGCUAAAGGCCCAGAGGCUAAGGAGAAUGAUAAAAGUUCAGACUGUAAAACCGAACGGGAACAGAGUGGAAGCGCCGCACUUGCUUGCUCUGAGGAGCUAGCGGCGCCACAGCCAAGCCAGGACCAAGAUUCCCUCAGGCUCCAUCUGGACUCAACUUGUACUUCCGGAGUCCAGAAGACUGAGAAACAGGCGACAAAUGGAGCAGAAGAGCCUAGCGUAGCGCCGCAGGCCGUCAGAUCCAUCGCGUCGGUGAAAAAGACUGAAAGCCUCACGGGCGUUCGGUCUCCGAGUACCCCCGGAGACACUCCCUGCAGCGUGGGAAGCACCGGCACUCCCUUGGAGGACUCCUGGGGCGGCAUCCACACGCAGAUCAGCCCCGCGUCCGAGACGGGCAGCACGCACUCCACCUCCUCGGACGACAUCAAGCCCUGCUCGGAGGACUACGACGCGGGCGGCUCGCAAGACGACGACUGCUUCAACGAACGAGGGGUGUCCAAGUGCGGCACCAUGCGCUGCCAUGACUUCCUGGGGCGCAGCAGCAGCGACACGAGCACGCCCGAGGAAAUCAAGAUGUACGAGGCCGGCGCCGGGCUGAGGGUGGAGGUCCGGCUGCGCGGCCGGGAGAUGGAGACCACCAGCGAGGAAGAAGGCGCGAGGCCGCGUCCCCGCUCGCUGUUGCAAAAGCAACGUUUGGUGUCCGCCGAGACGACAUCCAGCGUCCCGGAGCGCCAGACUUCCGAGGAGGAGGAAGAGGAGACGGAGGAGGAGAGGUCCGAAGUGGAGGUGGUCCCCAGUCAGGGUCUGACAGAACCCUCGCCGCCAUUUCAAGGCAUCGUCAACUUGGCCUUCGACGAUGGCGCCGCGGACCAGGACGACGAGCAACCCGACUUUCAGUCCACUUCCAAUUUCCGCCGAUCCGUUUUGCUCUCCGUGGAUGAGUGCGAGGAGUUGGGCUCGGAAGAAUGCGGCGCCCAGACCCCUCAAGACCCCGACGACGACGCCGCCACCCCGUGUGAUGUUUUCGAGUCGGACUCGGUCACUCCGCAAUCCCACUGCGCCCCUUCCCGCUCACCCAACCCGUGCCAACAUUCGGGAACGGCGCGCCAGGAGCAAGGUGGGGGGCCCCAAGAAAGGCCUGCAGAAUCCCCAACGGAGAGUCAGCAAAGCCGAGGGACAGGCCCGCUUCCGCCGAGCGUCGACGCGGCCGGAGACCCCCCGCCCCAGGAACGGCCGUGUCACCUGGACCUGCGGCAACCGUACGCCAACGGAACCAAGAAGGCCGACUUGCACCUAGACUUAAAUGAGCCACGCGUGACGGGGGACACGCCCGCACAUGCUGCACAGUCUCCAGCAGGCGACAUUGCUUGUGACAGAUUGGAUCUAGGCGGCGGCAAACGCGAGCGGACGCCGUCCAACAAAGCCCUCUCCCCCAUUUACGAGACGGACACGGGCGACACUUUAGCGCGACGCUCGGACAAGGACAGAUCCAGACAAGGAAACACUGAGGACAAAGGCAGCGAGUUUGCCGAACGGGACUGGAGCCUGCUCAGGCAGCUCCUUUCAGACCAGGAGUCCAAUCUGGGAGUGAUCAACCCGGUGCCCGAAGAACUGAACCUGGCACAGUACCUGAUCAAGCAGACGCUGUCCUUGUCACGGGACUGUCUGGACGCAAGGGCCUUCCUGUCCCCGGAAAGGGAGACCUUCAAGCGCUGGGCAGAACUCAUCUCGCCCAUGGAGGACUCGUCCACCAGUAUCACGGUGACCAGCUUCUCCCCGGAAGACGCCGCCUCGCCACAAGGGGAGUGGACCAUCGUGGAACUGGAAACACACCACUGACCCGCCACACAUGCGAAAAUCAUGUUAUGUCUUGGUCCCAAUUUAUUCUCAGUCAAAAAAAAAUGUCCCUUUAGAGGUCUGUUAUGCAUACCGAUGUUUUUCAUGUUGCUUCCAAGCAGGGAAUAAAAACAACAACUCUCUCAUUGAAGUCUUCUAAUGCAGCGGUCCCAGACCACCAGUCCUUGGGACAUUUGCUACAGGGCCAUACAAAGAGACUGAACAAAUAAUGUUUUGUUUUUUAAUCUAUUAAUCAGUCUAUGUACACACUCACCCACUCUCUUGAUCAUUCUAUGUUCUAAUGGAUACCUUUAAGAAACUAAUGUUGGCUACAGCCUCGGCAUUUUGUGUCAUAUUACCAAAAUAAAGACGUGUGUUUAUC